This is a messenger RNA of Mangifera indica (mango), 904 nucleotides long. RefSeq names its product cyclin-U4-1-like. The coding region runs from base 107 to 703 and encodes 198 amino acids. Gene Ontology annotation, molecular function: protein kinase binding. Lineage: Eukaryota; Viridiplantae; Streptophyta; Magnoliopsida; Sapindales; Anacardiaceae. The transcript has 2 exons. The record is from RefSeq and is a predicted model, not a curated record. Gene Ontology annotation, biological process: regulation of cyclin-dependent protein serine/threonine kinase activity.
AAUAUAUCAGCCACAACUGUUGAUAAUUUAUGCAAACGCAACUCAAACAACAACAGCUUUGCUGUGUCUUGCAGGACAUACCCAACUCAACCAAAACCAGCUGUCAAUGGCGGAGCUUCAAGCCAUCCUUGAAGAUCAAGCUGAUUCUGUAAUGCCCCACGUCAUCUCUAUUCUAUCUUCUCUUCUUCAACAUGUUGCUGAUGCUAAUGAUUAUAGCUGUCGUCUUCAACCCCAGAAGAUCUCUGUUUUCCAUGGCCUCACUCGCCCCACCAUUUCCCUUCAAAGCUAUCUUCAGAGGAUCUUUAAGUACGCCAAUUGUAGCCCCUCUUGCUUCGUUGUUGCCUACGUUUAUCUCGAUCGUUUUGCGCAAAAACAGCCCUCUUUGCCCAUCAAUUCUUUCAAUGUACAUAGGUUGCUUAUAACCAGCGUUUUGGUCUCUGCCAAGUUCAUGGAUGAUUUCUAUUACAACAAUGCAUUUUAUGCUAAAGUUGGGGGAAUAAGCACAGCGGAAAUGAACAUGCUUGAAGUGGACUUCUUGUUUGGUUUAGGGUUCCAAUUAAACGUGACACCCACCGCAUUCCACACCUACUGUUGCUUUCUUCAGCAAGAAAUGUUUUUGCAAUCUCCUCUGCAUUUACCUCUAAAGCACCAAUGCUCUUUCACUGACGACGAGUCAGCCCAUCAAAAACAACUCGCUGUUUAGUUUCUUUCCUGGGAAUUUUCUACAAGUGAUUUUGUCAACUACUGAAAUAUUAUAAGCUCAUAGGCAUAGUUUGAUUGUGAACCUGGUUUGAAAAGGCUAAAUUUACCCUCUAUUAAUGCAAAACGAACUGCUCAUAAUUUUGUAAAUAUAACUGUUUGAAAUUAAUCCCAUUAAUGAGCAAUUCUGAAGUUUUGAAUUGAA